Messenger RNA from Cajanus cajan (pigeon pea), 3260 nucleotides. RefSeq names its product Leucine-rich repeat protein kinase family protein. Gene Ontology annotation, molecular function: ATP binding; protein kinase activity; protein binding. Gene Ontology annotation, biological process: protein phosphorylation. The record is from RefSeq and is a predicted model, not a curated record. NCBI's taxonomy places the organism in Eukaryota, Viridiplantae, Streptophyta, Magnoliopsida, Fabales, Fabaceae.
CUGUCUCAUAUCCAUCUCUUCGUUUUUCCGUUCUACAUAUUGUUAGCGUGCUUCACUACUUCCUACAACAACCAAUCUUCCCUUCUCUAUUAUACAACCGCAUUAACCCCUUUCUCUCUUCUCCAAACUCCAAUGUCCUCCUUCAAAACCCUACUCUCCCUAGUCCUGGUUGUGGUCGUGGUCGUGGUCGCCGCCGAUGAUGCGGCGGUCAUGUCAAAUUUCCUUAAAUCCCUCGCGCCACCACCCUCCGGGUGGUCCCAGUCAACCCCAUUCUGCAAGUGGGAGGGAGUUCAAUGCGAUUCGAAUAACCGCGUGAUCAGCGUAAACCUCAUGUCAAUGUCCCUCACCGGAACGCUCCCCUCCGAUCUCAAUUCGCUCUCUCAACUCCACUCUCUCUCCCUCCAAGACAACGCGCUCUCCGGCACGAUUCCCUCGCUCGCCAACCUCUCCGCCCUCCAAACCGUGUACCUCAACCGCAACAACUUCAGCGCCGUCUCCGCCGCCGCCUUCGCCGGCCUCACCGCGCUCCAAACCCUCAGCCUCGGCUCUAACCCUAGCCUUGCCCUGUGGACCUUCCCCGCCGACCUCGCUUCCUCCACCAACCUCGCCGAACUCGACCUCGCCACCGCGAGUCUCACCGGUUCCUUACCUGAUAUUUUCGACAAAUUCGUCUCUCUCCAGAACCUUCGCCUCUCCUACAACAACCUCACCGGAAUGUUACCAAAUUCCCUCGCCGGCUCUUCAAUUACGAAAUUGUGGCUCAACAACCAGGCCACCGGGUUCACCGGCACCGUUCAGGUUAUUUCCAACAUGACACAAUUGUCCCAGGCCUGGCUCCAUACGAACCGGUUCACCGGUCCCAUUCCGGAUUUGUCGCAGUGCAAGAGCCUCUUUGAUUUGCAGCUCCGGGACAACCAGUUAACCGGUUUGGUCCCUGGUUCCUUGAUGAGUCUCUCGAGUUUGAAGAACGUUUCUCUGGAUAAUAACUUGCUUCAGGGCCCUGUGCCGGUGUUUGGGAGCGGCGUGCAUGUUACUCUUAAUGGGAUCAAUAGGUUUUGUUUAAACACUGCUGGGAAUUGCGAUCCCAGGGUGACGGUUUUGCUUAAGAUUGCUGAGGGGUUUGGGUACCCUAUUCAGCUGGCGAAUUCGUGGAACGGGAAUGAUCCUUGUGAUGGUUGGAAUUUUGUGGUGUGUGCUGAGGGUAAGAUUGUUACUGUGAAUUUUGCUAAGCAGGGUUUUCAGGGUACCAUCUCGCCUGCAUUUGCCAAUUUGACUGAUUUGAGGAGUUUGUUUCUCAAUGGGAAUAAUUUGACUGGUUCUAUACCUGAUAGUUUGACCACUUUGUCUCAGCUUGUGACUCUUGAUGUGUCUGAUAACAAUCUCUCUGGAGAGGUUCCUAAGUUCGCGUCCAAGGUGAAGUUAUUGACUGCGGGUAAUGCUUUGCUUGGGAAGCCUCUUAGUCCUGGAAGUGGAGGUACUCCUUCAGGGUCACCGCCUGGUGGAAGUAGUGGGGGGUCUGCUAACGGUUCCUCUUCGUUGACGCCAGGUUGGAUUGCUGGUAUAGUUGUUAUUGUUGUGUUUUUUAUUGCUGUGGUGUUGUUUGUGUCUUGGAAGUGUUAUGCCAAGGGGCGGAAGAGGGUGUUCAAGAGGGUUAAUGGUAGUGAAAAUGGAAAAGAAGGAUUUAAACUUGAUGUUGUCAGUAGUGCUAAUGGUGCUAAUGGUCAUCGACGUGCUCCCAGUGAGUUGCAAAGCCAGAGCAGUGGUGAUCUUCGUGCUUUUGAAGGUGGGCAUCCAACGAUUCCCAUCGAAGUUCUUCGCCAGGUGACAAAUAAUUUCAGUGAGGAGAACAUUUUAGGCAGGGGAGGGUUUGGAGUGGUUUAUAAGGGGGAGUUGCAUGAUGGAACGAAAAUUGCUGUCAAGAGGAUGGAAUCUGUUGCUAUGGGAAACAAAGGAUUGAACGAGUUCCAAGCAGAGAUUGCAGUUCUUAGUAAAGUUAGGCACAGACAUUUGGUUGCUCUUUUAGGGUUUUGCAUCAAUGGCAAUGAAAGGCUUUUGGUGUACGAGUAUAUGCCUCAAGGUACGUUAACACAGCACCUGUUUGAAUGGCGUGAGCAUGGGUAUACACCUUUGACUUGGAAACAAAGGGUUGUCGUGGCUUUGGAUGUAGCGCGAGGGGUGGAAUACUUGCACAGCUUAGCUCAGCAAAGCUUCAUUCAUAGAGACUUAAAACCCUCAAACAUACUACUAGGUGAUGACAUGAGAGCAAAGGUAGCAGAUUUUGGGUUGGUUAAACAUGCACCAGACGGGAAGUAUUCUGUUGAGACACGGUUGGCUGGAACAUUUGGAUAUCUUGCACCUGAGUAUGCAGCUACUGGAAGAGUGACAACCAAAGUGGAUGUUUAUGCAUUUGGAGUAGUUUUGAUGGAACUUAUCACCGGUAGAAAGGCAUUGGAUGAUACUGUGCCGGAUGAAAGGUCUCAUUUGGUUACAUGGUUCCGUCGGGUGCUAAUUAACAAGGAAAACAUUCCAAAGGCAAUUGAUCAAACUCUGGAUCCUGACGAGGAAACCAUGGUGAGCAUAUAUAAAGUGGCUGAGCUGGCAGGCCAUUGCACCAAUCGUGAACCAUACCAAAGGCCAGAUAUGGGUCAUGCAGUGAAUGUCUUGGUUCCUUUUGUGGAGCAAUGGAAGCCUAGCCAUGAAGAAGAGGACACCUCUGCCGAUGACCUUCAGAUGAACCUUCCUCAAGCUCUACGAAGGUGGCAAGCCAAUGAAGGCACUUCCUCAACAUUUAAUGACAUGUCCCUUACACAAACCCAAUCAAGCAUCCCCUUCAAACCUGCUGGAUUUGCAGACACCUUUGAUUCUAUGGAUGGCCGGUAACCAAAUUGAUAAACCAGACAAUUAUCCAAGGGCAUCUUUAGUCCGUACGAGAGUGGAAUGGAAGAUUUGGUUGAGGAGAGUAAUACCCAAGGAAACCAAAAGUUGUCAAGGUGUUUUGAUCUAGUAGCAUCACCAAAUUGUUUGCAGUUUUAUUUAUUAUUUUAAAAUGUCAUUUUUUAGGUGUUCUUAAAAUCCCCUCUAGCUGAAUAUGGAUCUGGGUUUGACGUUCUUUAUUGAUUCUUUUAAGCCAACGUGUGGGCUUUAAAGGAUGGUUUGGGUACCUGAUUGUGAAAAUGAUUAUUCUUUUUUGGAGGAAGAGAAAAACUAUAGAUAUAUUAAAUGUAUUAUAUCCUUUUUUAUGGAAUCAGAAUUCAGAAGUA